GUCCCCACGCAGUUCGAGGCGGAAGUGGCCGCGCCGCCAUGUUGGCCUGGAGGGGAAGUGGAGGCCUGGCCCCCCACUAAGAUGGAGGAGGGGCGCCAACUGGGGGCCUAGGGCCCCCUCCGGCUGCAGGGCGCGCUGGGGCCCAUGGAGCAGCGCUAGGACACAUGGAGUGGGCUGCACCUGAAGGAAGGAGCUGAAGACCCCAGGGUGGGGAAGAGGGCCCUGGUUUGGAGUGGCAUCUGAACAAGAGGUUUUAGUUUAUACUGUAGACAGCUACUUCACUGCCAAUAUGACAUCCUCAACCUCUGACCAGUAUCCAGCAUCUGAGAGUGCCUGCAGAAUCACACUUGGGCAAGCUAACCAGGUGCGACCAAAACUGCCACUCCUGAAGAUUCUGCAAGCAGCAGGUGCACAAGGUGAAACCUUCACAUUGAAGGAGGUCAUGUGUUACCUGGGACAGUAUAUAAUAGCGAGGCAGCUAUAUGAUAAGCGGCAGCAGCACAUGGUGUAUUGUGGAGGGGAUCAACUGGGUGAAUUGCUGGGACUGGAGAACUUCUCUGUGAAAGAUCCAAGCCCAGUUUAUGACAUGCUGAAAAGGAACCUGACUUCUGUUACUAUUACAGAUGCCGCACAGACUCUUGCUCUCGCAAAGGAUCAGAGCGUCGAUAAUCCAAGCCAAGACCAGCUGAAGCAGACUAGCACAGAGGGAAGCCCUGACACUGAGGGAACAGAGGACAGAAGUGGUUCUCCUGCUUUGUCUACCUCACAGCUCAAAUAUGGAAACUGCGAAGACAAAGACUUAAUAGAAAAUCUCUCAAAAAGCAAGAAACCCAAACUGGAUCUGGUAUUUGAGGAGUGGGAUGUAGCUGGCCUUCCAUGGUGGUUUUUAGGAAAUCUGAAAAACAACUACAAGUCCAGAAGUAACGGGUCAACAGACAUACAGACCAAUCAGGACAUAGACACUGCCAUUGUUUCAGAUACUACUGACGACUUGUGGUUCCUCAAUGAAUCUGCAUCGGAUCAGCUCAGUGUUGGUGUCAAAGUGGAGACAGUGGACUGUGAAGAAGUGGGGAAAGAGAGUGACAAAAAGGUGGGUGAGGUUACAGGUAAUGAUGACCUGGAAGAUUCUCAAUGCCUAAGUGACGACUCUGAAGUAGAAGCUGCCUCUGAGGAUUGCUGGCAAUGCACCAAAUGCAAGAAGUUUAAUUCUCCAGUCAAACGGUACUGUUACCGCUGCUGGGCCUUACGGAAGGACUGGUACUCGGAUUGUCCCAAACUAGCUCAUUCUCUCUCUCUGUCCACCAUUGAUACUAUUCAAAGCAAAAAAGAUGAUGAGGGAAUUGAUGUCCCAGAUUGCAGAAGGACCGUGUCUGCUCCAGUUUGCCGUCCCAAAGACCUGUCCCCGGUAGAAUGCAAGUGCCUGGUAGACCCCAGCAGCUCUUUGGAGUCGUUGGGUUUGGCAGAAGAAUGCAAGGACCAGGAGUUUGGUGAACUCAAAAAGGAGGAGGAAGCAGAAUGCCAAGAGAGCAUCAAAAAAUUGUUGAAUCCCUGCCUUUUAUGCCAGAAGAGGCCACGGGAUGGGAAUAUUGUCCAUGGAAGGUCUGCUCACCUAGUGGCUUGCUUCAGAUGUGCAAAAAUGCUGAAGAAAGGGAGAUCGCCUUGCCCAGUGUGCAAGAAACAGAUCCAGAUGGUGAUCAGAAUCUUUGUGGGGUAGCUGGACUGCUAUGAGGUGCUUCAGGGAUUUAAAUGGUAGCCAGUCAGGGGACAGCGGCACACGGUUUACACAGGUUUUAUGGCACUGCAAGGGAGAUUAACCACGUAAAUCAGCUAAUGAGGAGGGGUCCCCAAACUGACUAUGCAAGUUGAGGAUUCCUCGUAAUGGCAUGAACCAAUGUUCAGUUUUUAGUAUCAGUUUACAUUGCCUGGGGCCUGAUUGAUCCGUCAGUAGCAUCUGCCCCAGGUUUUAGAAUUUCUAAAUCCUUGACUUUCCAAAAAUGAUGAUUUCACGUCUCGUUUUCAUAACUGAUCCCUGCAAAAGCCAGAGGUUUCAUAAAUACAUUUGUAACACUGGGUGGCUGCAUGCUCUGCAGUAAGCUAAACUCUGUGCAGGGUUUGCAAGUAGAAAGCACACGGAGGGAGGAGAGUGUGUCUGAGUGUACAUGUGUGUACACUGGAUUCUCCAAGAAUCAGUUCUUAGAAGAGCCAACAGGGAGCCAAGACUUCUAACUCUCUGCAGUAUUUUGUAAGAUGAGGUUGAGAGACUCUCCCAAAAUCCCUAAUGGGGAAAAACAAACCUCCCCAACUUUGAAUCUAUACAUAAACCACCCUGUAUGAUUUAGCAGCCAGGCAAGAGCAAGGUGUCGUCUCUUGCUUUCUUAUUGGAUGGCUCUAAUUGAUUGAUCCCUGUAGUUUAGUGUUGGAGGCCAGUUCCUCGGCUGCUCUCAAUCAGCAGUUAGACAUGUAUAUAAGAGCUUCUGAUGUACAUAAUUAGCUCCUCACAACCACAGCUGUUUUAACAGCAUAUCUACCUUUUUAAUCUGGCUCAUCAUUUGACAAAGUCUCCAUUUUACGGUGCUGGCGAGAGUUACUCAUGACUAAUGUGCAAUUUUGAAAAAUACUGCCUUCCCCUUUGUGCCCCACCUGACAGCUGGUUUAAGCGAAAGCACUCUGUUGCGUGGUCACAUUUGGAACCUCUUCAGUUUGAUUUAGUUUCUUUUAAGUUUUAACUCUUCUCAGAAUCCUUCCUUGACAUUCUUACCUGUACAGUGCAAUAAAGGGUGCAUCAGCAGUUAGAACUGAGCUAGCAUUUUAUACUUUUAAACUGUCAUUCAGUUCUUUAUGAAAGAGCACAAUGUGGCACAUACCUAGAUAUUUCUCAACCCCCAUCUGCAAGAAGGUUGGAAAUCAGUGAAGAUUCCCUCAAGGAGAGCAUCCCACAUUGUCCCUUGUGGAUGUUGGUCAGGGUUUGCCCAUGUGGAGAAGGCAGUGGGGUACCUAUCCUCAGUCCUGUGGAUCUAUGAUCAUCAGUCAGCUGUAAAGCAGAUAUAUAGGCCUUUGUGCUCUCCUGACCUGCUAUGACAGGGGUGGGCAAAAGGGCCUUUGUGGGCAGGAUCCGGCCCGCCAAGCAGGUGGAUCUGGCCCGCAGAGGCCCUGCCGCUCAGUCACCUUUAAUUGUAUGGCCUGGGGUUGGUGGAGCGCGCAGAGCUUCUUCCCACCCUGCCAGGAGCACGUGGUGCUUUGAAGCGCCACGCACUGCUCGCAGGGCAGGGGCAGAGCCAAGGGCUUCGCACGCUCCCCUGCCCCCAGGCCUUAAUAGGCUAGGGGCAGGAGAGCGCAGGAAGUCUCCUCCCACGCCAGGGGCAUGGGCACCUAGAGGGAACGUUGGGGGGAGGGGAGGGAGGCAAAGGCAUUCCCUCAUCUCCAGACCAAUCAUUGUCCGGGGGUAGGGAACCCAGAAGUAUCUUUCUUCUCCCC
Messenger RNA from Pelodiscus sinensis (Chinese soft-shelled turtle), 3474 nucleotides. RefSeq names its product MDM4 regulator of p53 (gene MDM4). NCBI's taxonomy places the organism in Eukaryota, Metazoa, Chordata, Testudines, Trionychidae. Gene Ontology annotation, molecular function: ubiquitin-protein transferase activity. The record is from RefSeq and is a predicted model, not a curated record. Gene Ontology annotation, cellular component: nucleus. Gene Ontology annotation, biological process: regulation of cell cycle; protein ubiquitination; negative regulation of apoptotic process.